AUGCCACGAUCAUUGAGACGUUGUGCAGUGUCCGUGAGGCGCCGAGCGAAGGAAGCAGCGUUGAGGGAGGAGUGCAGUGUGAUGUCUUGGAAGGUGCGAAAGAGGGAGAGGAGGGAACGUAAGUCCUGGCGAUCAUAUUGGGAGGAGAGAGACUUCCAGAGGGAGGGGGAGGAUGGGGGGCGAAGGUCACGCUUGAGAGAGGAGGGAACGCAUGAGAAGAUGAUAGUUAGUGCACGGCGGUCAGCAAUGCGCCAUGCAGCUGUAUCGGAGUGGAUAGGGGCUUGGGGGGCAGGUUCGGUCGGGAGUGGUGGGGCGUCGGGGGGGGAGGAGCCUGGGAGUGGGGGCGGAGUGGGGGGGAGGCCAUUAGAGUCGGCGGGAGGUGCGCUGAGCGGCGCGAGGGGCACGGCUGAGCCGGCGGGAGGUGCGCUAAGUGGCGCAAGGGGCACGGCAGAGCCUGCGGGAGGUGCGCUGAGAGGCGCGAGGGGCACGGCUGAGCCGGCGGGAGGUGCGCUAAGUGGCGCAAGGGGCACGGCAGAGCCUGCGGGAGGUGCGCUGAGUGGCGCAAGGGGCACGGCAGAGCCGGCGGGAGGGCUCAGCGCGCUUGUGGUGGCCUUAGACCUGCUCAUCCGCGCCAAGGGCCCUCUGGGAAUCACAAAGGGCGUGAAGCGCGUCAUGCUGCUGACAGGUGGCGGCACGCCAUUGGAGGAGGCCAGCGAAGCCUCCAAUGAGGAGCAGGUGUGUGGAAAAGGGGGACAGAUAGAUGCAGGGGGUUUUGGCGGGGGGGGCUUCCCCACUUUCUCCUCUUUGUGUAACCUCGCCCCUCCCUCCCACCCAAACUGCCACCCUCCAGGCGGCAACGAUGGCUGGGAAGAUGCACGAAUAUGGCAUCGCUCUGCACGCUGUGCUGCUGAGACCACCACCUCCCCACCCCCCAACAUUCUCCUUCUCCAUCCCCAUCAUCCCCUCCCAUCAUCCCCCCCCCAUCACCCUCUUGUCUCUUGUCUCUCCCAGGCGGCAACGGUGGCUGGGAAGAUGCACGAAUAUGGCAUCGCUCUGCACGCUGUGCUGCUGAGCGGGAGGGUGGAAGGCGAGGAGGCAGAGGCAGGAGGAGCAGACGACGAUGGGGACCCAGGAGGAGAAAGGGCUGAGGCCAGGGAUGUUGCUUACGAGAACGAGAAGCUGCUGAGAAGGUUCUUUGAUGCGGGGGCUUGCAGGGUCCACGGGGGUCGAAGGGAAGAGCAGGAGAAAUUGAAGGAGGCAGAUGAUGGGGGAAGGUGCGGGAAACGGUGCAAACGGGAAGAGAAUGGGACAGGUGAUGCAAGGGCGGAGGGAGGAGGUGGGGCGGAUGAGGAGGAGGAGGAGGAGAAGGAGGAGGAAAAAGGCGUUGGGAGCGGUGGUGUGGUGUGUGGAGGGGAGCUGCGAGUGGUGGCGUCGCUGGCAGCAGCGGGCAUGCUGUACCGGGUGAAGCCGCGAGUGCUGCCCACCACAUCGUACCGAGGCGACUUGCUGGUGGCCCCUGGAUGCACCAUCAAGGCGACCUGCUGCUGGUGGCGCCUGGCUUUGCCGCGGCGACCUGCUGCUGGUGGCGCCUGGCUUUGCCGCGGCGACCUGCUGCUGGUGGCGCCUGGCUUUGCCAUCAAGGUGACGAGGCGCCCCAAGAGAUCGGUGGAACCGCGCAUGCUGCCCCCAGGCGACCUGCUGCUGGUGGCGCCUGGCUUUGCCGCGGCGACCUGCUGCUGGUGGCGCCUGGCUUUGCCGCGGCGACCUGCUGCUGGUGGCGCCUGGCUUUGCCGCGGCGACCUGCUGCUGGUGGCGCCUGGCUUUGCCAUCAAGGUGACGAGGCGCCCCAAGAGUGAAGCAUCGAGUGCUUCCCUGCCCACCACGUCGUACCAAGGCGUGAUUCAUCAUCAAGGUUCGGGCAUACAAGAAGACCUUUCCCCAGCGCCUCUCUCCCGCUUCGCCCCUCCCUCCGAUCCCUCCGCCACUGGAGAUGUGAAGCAGGAUCAGGAGUGCAGAACGGUCUGGUCCUACAAGAAAACCUUCCCUCAGCGCCUCCCUCCCCUCAAGCUCCUCUCCCGCCUCGCCCCUCCCUCCGAUCCCUCCGCCACUGGAGAUGUGAAGAUGGAGAGAGAGUACCGAGUGGUGGAGAGCGGUGCAGAUGGGCACGGGGAGGGCGGAGGGGACGGGGGAGAUGGAGGAGGGGAAGGGGAGGAAGGGGGUGGGGCGGAGGGAGGAGGGGGAGCGGGGGAAGAGCUUGAGACAGUGGGGUUGGAUGAGCUUGUGAGGGCGUACAAGUAUGGGCCCCAGGUCAUCCCAGUGAGUGAGUAUGACCGCAUGGCAAACCGGUUUCAGGCAGAGAAGGGGAUCCAAAUAAUUGGCUUCACUAUGCGAGACCAGAUUCCGAGGCACUACUUUAUAAAGGACACGGCCAUUCUCCUCCCAGAGCCCAGCAACACCAAGGCCGCUCUCGCCCUCUCAGCCCUUGCACAGGCCAUGGAAUCUUCCGAAAAGGUGGCCAUCGUGCGGUUCAAGCUCACCAACCGAGCGGACUCGGGUGUUGCACUCGGUGUCCUGAUGCCGUGGUGUAGAGGGAAGAGGGGAUUUACAGAGGAGGAAGAUGAAUCUGUGCCCGACCUGCUGCUAUUCAACGCCAUCCCCUUCAGUGAGGACAUCCGGGAGUUCUCCUUCCCGUCGCUAGAAGCCGCGCCGCCCAAUCAGCAGCCGACAGCUGUCCAGAGCAGCGCAGCAGCAGCGCUGGUCCAGGCGAUGUCUCUAGUGCGGUGCAGUGAGGUGGGGGAGGAUGACGAGGAGUACAAUAAGGAGGAGGGGGUGGGGGAGGAUGAGAAGCUGAGACCAGAAGACACACCCAGCCCGGCACUGCAGCACAGCACUAAUACGAUUUCAUUCAUUCCUGCAUUCCAAAUUCCCCAAUCCGUUUCCCCUCCCCGUCUUGCUGUUCACCCCUCCCACCCUCCCUCUCUCCCUCUCAUUCUCCCACCCUCCCACUCUCCCUCUCAUUCUCCCACCCUCCCACUCUCCCUCUCAUUCUCCCACCCUCCCACUCUCCCUCUCAUUCUCCCACCCUCCCUCUCUCAUUCUCCCACCCUCCCUCUCUCAUUCUCCCACCCUCUCCUUCCCCCCAAUCAUAGCACUUCCACGAUUCCAUUCAUGCUCCACUACUAUGAUUUCAUCUGUGCCGUGCCGUGCUCGGGUCCUCCACUCCAAGGCCCACAUAUCGCCUCUCCCUGCCUCUCUAGCUGUUUUGCCCUCCCACCCUCCCACACUACUACGAUUUCAUCCGAGCUCGAGUCCUGCACCCCAAGGCCUGCAUACCCCCUCUAUCUGCCUCUCGUGCUGUUCACCCCUGCCCACCCCUCCCACUCCCAAUCUUCCCCUCCCCCAUCGCAGCACUACUACGAUUUCAUCCGAGCUAGAGUCCUCCGCCCCAAGGCCCCCAUUCUGUUUUCCUUCCCUCUCUUGCUGUUCACCGCUCCCACCCUCCCACUCUCUGAAUAUCAUUCUCCCACCCUCCAAUCUCUCCCCCCCUCCUCAUUGCAGCACUACUACGAUUUCAUCCGAGCUCGAGUUCUCCGCCCCAAGGCCCCCAUACCGCCUCUCCCUGCUGCCCUCGCUGCUCCCCUCUCCCACCCGCUCUCUGCCGACCAUCCUGCCACCCGGUCCUUUGCUGCUGCCUUCCCUGCCCUUGGGGAUCACACUGCGCCUCUAUCUCAACAGCCUCUGCAGCUGUCCCAGGCAGAGCCUUCCCCAGACGAGCCUGCACCAGCUGCAGCUGCCCCAAGCAGACCGGAUUCUCCUGUCGCCAGGGACCAAAGCAGGGAGACGAGCGCCGGGCCUUCAGGUGUAACCAGUGCGGGGCACUGA
This is a messenger RNA of Closterium sp. NIES-65, 3882 nucleotides long. The record is from the annotation of a GenBank genome assembly. NCBI's taxonomy places the organism in Eukaryota, Viridiplantae, Streptophyta, Zygnematophyceae, Desmidiales, Closteriaceae.